This is a messenger RNA of Salvia miltiorrhiza (redroot sage), 357 nucleotides long. Its product is annotated as antifungal protein ginkbilobin-like protein. NCBI's taxonomy places the organism in Eukaryota, Viridiplantae, Streptophyta, Magnoliopsida, Lamiales, Lamiaceae. The record is from RefSeq and is a predicted model, not a curated record. Gene Ontology annotation, cellular component: plasmodesma. The coding region runs from base 1 to 357 and encodes 118 amino acids. The transcript has a single exon.
AUGGGUGUGUUAACGUUGUUGGUUGCAGAAGCCACCCCAGACACGUCUAUUAACGACUGGCAGUGCAAUGCGAAUUCGUAUUCGCAAAACGAUGCUUAUGCCGACAACGUCGAAUACGUUCUUGCAGAUUUGAUGAACGUCACGCCCAACGCAGCCUACGAUUACUACACGCAAUCGCCCUCCAACACCGCCAUCUGCUACGGCCACGCCACCUGCGCCUCCGCCCUCUCCUACAACGACUGCGCCGACUGCCUCUCCGCCGCCAGGGCCUCCGUCAAGGACAUCUGCGCCGCCAAAAUCGGCGGCGCCGUGGACAUGGUGGACUGCACCAUCAGAUAUGAGAAUUACUCUUUCUGA